GAACAACGACAAUGGAAGACCAAGAGAGACAGAAGAAACUGGAGGCCGGUAAAGCAAAGCUUGCUGAAUACCGACAGAGGAAAGCAGAUGGACAGAAGAAAAGCAAGAAGAAGAGGAGAACGGCGGAGGCCCAGGGCACAGGCACAGGCACGCGGGACGAGGAGGAGCGCGACCAACCGUCGGGCCAGGAGAGGACACGGAGCGGAGCCGACUCCCCUGCCACUGAGUUCACCAUCAGCAGGAAGCUGCGCAGUGGAGAAACGGUCAAGCAUGACCAGACCUUCACCAUAGAGCCUGAAAGUGAGGUGUCCACUACAGCAGAAGACUGUACAUCUGAGGAGGAGGACCUGGGUGUCCCCGGGCCUGGCUCCAAUGGGGACGAAGCCGCGGGCUGGCGAGCCCGGCUGCGGACGAUGGAGGACGAGCUGGCGGCGAGGCAGCGGGCGACGGAGGAGGUGACCAAGGAGCUGGAGGAGCUCAGGGCCGCCUUCGGCGCAGAGCUGCAGAACUUUGAGGCGGCCAUAAACCAGCGCGACGGCAUCAUCACACAGCUCACCACCAACCUGCAGCAGGCUCGCAAGGAGAAGGACGACAUCAUGAGGGAGUUCCAGGAAAUGACGGAUCGAAGUCAGAAACUGCAGAUCCAGUUCCAGCAGCUGCAAGCGGGUGAGAACCUGCGGAACAGCAGCCACAGCAGUACCGCGGCGGACCUCCUCCAGGCCCGGGUGCAGAUCACCAGCAUCCAGCAGCAGGUCGAGCAGAGGGAGACCCAGGUGAAGGUCUGCUCGGAGAAGAUGGAGGAGCUGCAGCUGCAAAUCGGUCAGCUUCAGGAUAGACUCGGCCAAUCUGAAACGUUGGGAAGAACGCAAGAAGAACAUUUUUUGCAAACGUUAAACGAAAAGGAUACACUGAUCGCAGAACAGAAGAGGAUUAUAGCUGACCGCGAAAGCUUGCUGACAACGGUGAAGAACGAUCUGGAGGAGUCGCAGAAGUCCCUGAACGACCUCAGAGUGCAGGCAGCCGAGAGAAGCCGAGAGCUGGAGAGCUGUCAGGGUGAGUUGUCCAGCUCGAAGCAGAGGGAGCGCAUGUCGUCCAGCGAAAUACGGCAGCUGAUGGCCACCGUGGAGGACCUGCAGAAACGCAGCCACAAAGACGGCCGGUCGGAAAGCGACGUGGCACAGAAGUUCGAGGCGGACGCGGAGAGGAAGAUGGAUCAGCUGAGAGCCGAGCUGGACGAGAUGUACGGGCAGCAGAUCGUCCAGAUGAAGCAGGAGAUGCAGACGCAGCACUCGACGGAGGUGCGCAGGCUGAGGGAGCGGGACAGGCUGGAGCUGGAGGCGCUGCGGGCUCAGUGCUCGGCGAACGCGGAGCAGAUGGACGCGCUGAGCCUGAGGAUCGCCGAGCUCCAGCGGGACGCGGAAGCGGCGGAGGCGCUGCAGGAGAAGGCGCGGCGCGAGCUGUCGUGCGCGUCCGAGGAGAAGCUGAAGCUGCUGGGCCGGAUCGAGGACCUGAGGCAUGAGCUCCGCUCUGUCAGGAAGGCGGAACGGGUCUCCCAGACCGGGACCGGCCAGGAGGGGAAGAACGGGGAGGUCCAGAGGCUACAGGCCACCAUCGGUCACCUGGAGGCCCAGCUGGCGGCCGUUCAGGAGGCCAACAGGGACCUGGAGUCCAAGCACGAGUCGGAAGUCACCAACUACAAGAUCAAGCUGGAGAUGCUGGAGCGGGAAAAGGACGCGGUGCUGGGCAGGAUGGCGGAGUCCCAGGAGGCCGAGCUGGAGCGGCUGAGGACGCAGAUGCUCUUCAGCCACGAGGAGGAGCUCGCCAAACUGAGGGAGGACCUGCGGAAGGAGGGCGCGCUGCACCUGGAGAACCUCCGGGACGAGAUGGCCCUCAAGCAGGAGCGCGCCGUCCGUGACCUUCAGAAGGGUCUCCAGGAGCAGCUCCGGGCGACGAGGUGCGAGAAGGAGAGUUUGGCCGCCGAGAAGGUGGCGCUGUUGAAUAAAAUCAACGUGCUGGAGGAACGUCUGAAUCGGUCUUCGGAGAGCGCUAGCGCCAAGGAGCUAGCCGCGCGGCUGGAGGAACAUCAGGCAGAGAUGGAGGGGAUUAGACAAGAAGAAAAGGACAAGGGUGCGGAUUUAUUGAGAAAGACUGAAGUGGUCAUGAGGAUGGACGAGGAGAGACAGAAAGCUUGGAAGCCUCAGUCAGGAAACAUCAGUCUUAAAGAAAGCAGUGAAGCCGUCAAAGAAGAAAGAGAGAGAACGCUUGAACAAAACCAACGUUCAAGGACACAGGGGAAGGCCCUGGCUGUAGAAAAUGAGCAAUUGUACGAGCGACAGAUAGAGAAAGGUGAAAUUCAAAAACGGCACAGCACGUUCUCUUUCACUGAGAAAAACUUCGAGGCGGAUUAUGAGGAGCUGAAGGAAGAAUAUGCCUGCCUCCUUAAGGUGAAGGGAGAACUGGAAGCAGAGAUUCUCAGGGUGACAGCGGACUACGAGGUGAAACUGAGCGACCUGCAGUCGCAAAUUCGGAAGCUGCAGGAGUGCGAAGCUCAGCCCCGCGGUCUGCAGAGAGACAAUGGCGAGGCGGACAAAAUGGAGGAUUUCACCGACGGCAGUAAAUCAAUGGAAGAAAACGCAGGCGGGCUCACCGAGGCACUGCAGCGGGGCGAGAGCGGGCCGUCUCCGCGGCGAUCCGAGCCGCCGGCGCUGAGAGGCGACGAGGCAGAGCAGGCGACGGGGGACGCGCGGCGGGCCAGCGCGGAGAGAGACGGGCGGCGGGAUUCGCCAUGGGAACGCCGAGCGCGGGGCUGCCUGCGGUCCUGGCCCGCGGCGGCGGCUCCUGCUCUAGCCGGGAUCGUCACCGGCGGCGGAGCGAGCCGUCAGGGGCGGGGGCGGGGGAGGGGGCGCCCUCCCCCUCCCCCUCCCCCUCCCCGCCGAUCGUCGCCGGGGGAGACGGCGUCGCCCGGGCGCUCGAAGAGCGGCCGCCGCGCGAUCUGUCUGGCGAGGCUCGCGGGGGGAGGCGGUCCGCGGGGCCGUCCGUCUCGGGUCCGCGCGCGGGGGGGGGGCGCCCCGGCGGGAGAGGCUCCUCGCGGGGACCCCGGGCGGAGCGAAGCGGAUUCGGCCGCGGCGCAGCGGGAAGCCCAGGCUCAGAGGGAGGAGAGGCUGAGGAUGCUGCGUACGCCGCAGCGCGGGGAGAGGAGCGCGACGCCGCGGCAGGCUGCCGCUCUCGGACAGGAGGAGUUUCAGCUGCAGUUCGAGGCCCUGCGCAUCAGCCUCUCGCAGAUCUGCGCCGCACAGCUGGAGCUGCAGAAGGAGGGCCUCCAGGUGGAGCGGGAGGCCUGCCUGCGCAGGCAGGAGCAGCAGCUGCGCGAGGAGCACCUCCGGGAGCUGCAGGACCUGAGGGGGCCGCAUUCAGGUCCGGGGGAAGGUGCUCGGCCCCCAGAGGAGACGGCCAGCCUGGAGGCUCACUUCCAGGAGCAGCGGACCCGUCUGGAGGAGCGGCACAGCCGGGAGAUCGAGCGGCUGCGGGCUUCCCUCCAGCAGGAGGCCCGGCAUACCGAGGAGCGGCACGCGGCUGAGCUGGUCCUGCUGAAGCAGAGGCUGCUCGACCUCACCGCCUCUCCAGCCCUGCCCAGCUUUUCAAGAGAAUCACAGUUCACUGUACCCAACGAGGAGGAAAGUGAGGAAUAUAAGCACCGUGCGGAGCUGGAGAGACUCGCGGACGAGCACGGUGGGGGGGCGCAAGCAGUAGAGCCGGAGGCCUCCCCCGCUACCGGGCACCACCCCGGGGGCAUCAACGGAGGAGUGUGGUCCAUGGAAGGCCACGAGGCAGCACAGCUGAUCCAGACCCUGGAGAGACAGCACCAGGAGAGGGUGGAAGAGGAAAUCGCAAAGGUGAUAGUGCAGAUGUCCAUUGAGUUUGCACAACAGACCGAACAGGCGAGGAUCGCCAAGGAAGCGAGGGAGACCGCGACCACGACGCAGACCCGCCGUGAUGAGUUCGGGGGAGCGGACGAGCCGACGCCCGGGGUCGGGGGGCCCGGGGGGCCCGGGGGAGGGGCGGCGCAGACUGGGCGGGGCUUUGCGGCAGAACGAGACGGGCGGGAGGGCGAACUUGAGCGGCCUGCGGAGGUCCUUUCCCCGCGUCCGAACAAAGCCCCCCCGGGCGGCCAGGGCCUGUCCUGCGAAGGGAACGAGGGUGCCGGGCUCGUGCUUUCACCCAAGCCGCCGAGGGUAACCAGGCAACACGCUGAGUUACAGAAUGAAGAAGCGGACAAGAGGCCACGAGGGGGAGGAGUCAGCUCCCGAAGCCUGCCUCCAGACAUAAGCCAGUCAGACGUUUCUCCUGAUGUUAUUACGAAUGAAAGGAACCUGCUCCGCCGGGCCAACCGAAACCUGCGCCAGGUGUUGAGCGACGUUCUGAAGACCACGGCCGCCACCGAGGAAACCAUCGGCCACUACAUGGAGGGCCUCCUGGACGCCUCCGCAGGGAAGCAGCCUGCGCCGCGAGCUGGCGGGCAGAGGGCCUCAGCUGGUGCCUUUCAGGACUACAGCUCCCAUAAUGCCGGGGCUGGUGGAGGUGGAGAUGCGCUGCCUGGUGGUUGCCAUGGCAGCCAGGCCGAGGUGGGAGACGAUGACGCGAGCGCGUGGUCGGGGGGGACGGAGAGCGACGAGGGGCUGUCGAGCCUGCCGACGGGGGCGGAGCCUCGGCUCGAGAACGAGGAGUACCUCAUGAACAUCAGCUCCCGCCUCCAGGCCGCCGUGGAGAAACUCCUGGUGGCCAUCACUGAAACCACCAAUCAGCUGGAGCAUGCGCAGGUCACUCAGACGGAGCUGAUGCGGGAGUCGUUCAGGCACAACGAGGAGAUGGUCGAGCUCCUGAGGAGGCAGGAGGAGCUGCAGGAGAGCCUGAACGAGGAGGCCCAGGCUCGCCAGCGGCUCGCUCUGGAGCUCCACAGGGCAGAAGGUGUGAUCGAUGGGUACUCGGGGGAGAGGGCGGUGUUGGAGCGGAAGCUUGGCGAGAAGCAGGAGCUGCUGCUGCACCUGGAGCAGCAGCUGCAGGUGACCGGCAGCCGCCUGCAGGAGCUGGAGCAGGAGCGGCGGCAGGUGCACCGGGAGAAGGAGCUGCUGGCGCGGCAGCAGAGCGCCAUGAGAGACGGCACCGGGUCCCGCGAGCUGCGGCUAGUUGAAGCUGCAGUCGUUGCAGCACCUGAAGCAGACCUCCUGGAGGAGACCGAAAAGCUGAUGAAGGAGAAGGUCGAGGUGCAGCUGCAGGCCGAGAAGGACAGCGGCGACCUCCUCAAGCGGCUGAAGUGUCUGGAGGCCGAGGUGGAGGAGCGCGCGAGCAGGGAGGUGGAGCUGGAGGAGGCGCACAGAGUCGAGCGCAGCGACCUGAGGCAGCAGAUCCAGGCCCUGGAGAAGCAGGUGGAGAAGAACCGCAGGUUCCUGGACGAGCAAGCUGUCGAUCGGGAGCACGAAAGAGACGUCUUUCAGCAGGAGAUCACGAAGCUAGAACAACAACUGAAGAAUGCACAAAAGCAGCAGCCUAGCACUGACCAAUAUAACAAAGAGGUGGACCGGCUGACCGCCCAGCUGCAGGAGAAGUCCGACAGGUGCAGCGAGCUCCUGCUGCGCUCUGAGCAGCUGCAGAGGGAGGUCCAGGACGGCGGCGAGGAAGUCGAGAGGCUGGAGACGCGCGUGCGGGAGCUGGAGCAGGCCCUGCUCGUCGGCACGGAGACGCCGCAGGUGGAGCAGAAGAGUCCGAAUCCACCUGAAAAGGGAACACUGGACACUACCCUGGAGGUGGAGCUGCAAACUGAAAGAGAGGCUCUGGACAGAAAGGAGAAGGAGAUCAGUAACCUGGAGGAGCAGCUGGAGCAGUUCCGGGAGGAGCUGGAGAAUAAGAGCGAGGAGGCGCAGCAGCUCCACAUGCAGCUGGAGAUACAGAAGAAGGAGCUGAGCUCCCAGCAGGAGGACCUGCAGCACAGGGGCGACCUGCUGAAGGUACUGGAGGAUAAGAGCGAGCUGGUGAGAGAGCUGGAGUCCCAGGUGGAGUGCAUGAGGGCCGAGCAGGAGCGCCUGAAGAAGAACCGCGAGGUGGAGACCGACCAGCUGAACGCCGUCAUCGAGAAGCUGCAGCAGGAGCUGUCCACGAUCGAGCGCCAGACGCCCGACGAGGGCCCGCGGGACGCGGACCGCGCGAGCGCCCGGGCGAGAGAGGAAGUCCGCCUCGCCGGGGGCGACGACGGCGGCGACGAGCCGAAGAAGCGCGAGGCGGAGCGGGCGGCUCGGGAGUUGGCCGCGCUGCGGGCCAGCCACGGCUCCUUGCUGGAGCAGUACGAGCGCCUGCGGGAGGAGACGUCCGGCGACAACAGGCUGCCGGAGCUGGAGGAGGCCCUGCGGGCGAAGACGGCCGCCUGCCUGGUCAUGCAGGCUCAGGUCCAGGCCUUGGAGGAGAGCGCCGGCUGCAGGGUGGGCAGCCUGGGCGCGCGGAUCGCGGAGCUGGAGGCCUGCGUGGGGGAGAGGGACGCGGAGCUGGAGCGGUGCGGGCUGCGGGUGCAGCAGAGCCAGGCGGAGGCGGCCGCCCUCCGCCGCCGGGUCUCCGAGCUGGAGGACAAGCUGAGGGAGAAGGUGGCCGCCGCGCUGGUCAGCCGAGCCGAGCUGGGGGCCGUACGGGAGCACGCGAAGGCGCGGGGGGCCGGAGGGCCGCGGGGCGAGGCGUCGGAGGAGCGGGAGGAGCGGGCGCGGGGCGGCCGGCGGAGGGACGGGGGCGCGCCCCCCGCCCCGGGCGCCCAAACGGGCGAAAACCCGCUGCCCGCGAAAGUGGCGCUUUGGACGGAGAAGCUGCGGGAGCUGGAGGAAGGUCUGCGCGGCAUGCAGGAGGACCAGGAGCUCCAGAAGCAUCUGCUGUCCAGCUCCGGGGAGGAGGUGGCGGAGUACGAGGAGAGGCUGGCCGUGCUCAUGGAUCUCCUCAGCCGGAUCACUGCGAGGCCAGGGAGCCAGAGGCCACCGCCGCCAAUUAGCACAUCAGAGACAGCUAUUGGAGAGGACCCUGCUGCUGCGUCAGACCUGCUACAGGAAGUCACACAGGAAGCUGCUGCCACUAAAGAGGAGCUCAACAGCUACAGGGAAAGAAGCGACAAGCUACAGGAGGAGCUACAGGAGAGAGAAAUGACUAUAGCACAGCUUAAAGAAGAGCUCCAUACGGCAUCGAUGAGAGCACCCAGCGGUGAAGAAGAUCCUGCCGUCUUGUCCAAACUGCUACAGGAAGUCAAACGGGAAGCUGCUGCCACUAAAGAGGAGCUCAACAGCAACAGGGAAAGAAGUGACAAGCUACAGGAGGAGCUACAGGAGAGAGAAGUGACUAUAGUACAGCUUAAAGAAGAACUCCAUACGGCAUCGAUGAGAGGACCCAGCGGUGAAGAAGAUCCUGCCGUCUUGUCCAAACUGCUACAGGAGGUCCAACGGGAAGCUGCUGCCACUAAAGAGGAGCUCAACAGCAACAGGGAAAGAAGUGACAAGCUACAGGAGGAGCUACAGGAGAGGGAAAUGACUAUAGCACAGCUUAAAGAAGAGCUCCAUACGGCAUCGAUGAGAGGACCCAGCGCCGAAGAAGAUCCUGCCGCCUUGUCCAAACUGCUACAGGAGGUCCAACGGGAAGCUGCUGCCACUAAAGAGGAGCUCAACAGCCACAGGGAAAGAAGCGACAAGCUACAGGACGAGCUGCAGGUCAGGGACAUAUCCAUAGCCCAGCUACAAGACGAGCUCAGGCAGAUUAAGGAGGCUUUCGCGAAAUCGGAGGAGGAGCUCAAAAAGAAAAGCGGAAAGCAUUCCGCGAGUAAACAGGAUCGUUCAGAGAAGGCGAGAGGGUCGUCGGCCAAAGAGAGGAACGACCUCACCCGAAAAAAUUCAGCCCCGAUGGACCGGGCUGCCGGUGGGAGCGGGACCCCCAAGACCCCCCGUGCUCCCCGCGCUGACGCGGCGGUGCAGACCGGUCCGGUCCGUCUCGGCUCCGCCGCGGUCGCCGGGGAGGUGUCGGACGCGAUCGGCGAGUACGCGGAGAAGAUCGAGCAGAUGCGCGAGCUGCACGCGGCCGAGAUCAUGGACAUGGAGGCCCGGCACAUCGCCGAGAGCGAGGGCCUGAGGGGAGAGGCGGGGGCGCUGCGGGAGGAGUGCCGAACCCUCAAGGCCGCCAUCGAGGACCUCCGCCAUUCAGAGGCUGCUUCACCUCAACUGGAGCACCUUCCAGCCUCACAGUUCAGAGAUGGAUCCAUGAGUGACAGCGGCUCAGACUGGAGCCAGCACACAGGUCAUGACCCCCCCGUUCUGCAGCAGGAGUUCCGAACCACGCCGGAAGGAGCCAGAAGGGACAAUGAGACUGAUGUACUUCCUGACAGAAUUAAGAGUUUGCUGAGAGAGGUGCACCAGGAGGGCAUGCAGGUGCUUUCUCUCUCGGAGCUCCCAGGGCCAGAGGCAGAGGCAGAGGCAGAGGGCGGGCGAGGGGAGGCAGCUGCAGCCCAGCUGAAGCAGCAAGGCUGGCUGAGGGAGAGGGCGUCGCUGCUAGCCUCGGUGGAGAGCCUGAAGGCCCUCAUAUCCACAAUGCAGAUCCACGGAGAGAGCCAGGCUCGAGACCCCUCGGGCGGGGCCGGCGAAGACUGGCGGGCGGAGCUCCUGGAGGCCGUGCGGCGGGCGUUCGCGGCGGAGCGCGGCGCGCUGACGAGCUCCGCCCACUCCCGCCUGGAGCGGCUGGACACCAGCGACGCCGUCGUCUGCCUCAACCAGCUGGAGCGUGAGCUUGCUGAACAGGAGGCUCUGCAGAGGGAAGCUAUGGGGAUCCUUCAGAGUGCAGACAGAACCAGUCUGCUAAUGGAGGUCAGGCAGCUCAAGGCCCAACUGCAGCACCUCCAGCAGGACCCCAGGGUCACAGGUGUGGCUGAUCAGCGGCCCGUUUUGGAGAAGCUGGCCGGGGACCAUGAUGCCCUGCACCCCGAGAGGAUGUUGCUGGAUGAGCUGAAGGCGGAGCUGGCCCAAACCAGACUGGAGCUGGAGAGCACGCUGAAGGCUCAGCACAAGCACCUGACGGCGCUCGACACCCUGAGGACCGAAGUUACCGAGAAGGCUGCCGAAGUGGACCACCUUAACAAAAAACUGAUAAAUGAACAACGGAAGUCCAGGGAGCUUCAGUGGGCUUUUGAAAAAGAAAAAUGUAAAUCGGAGAAAAAGGACCAGAACGAAAGAGAAGAUCUGGAGGACGUUAGGCUGCUGCUGAAGGAGCAGCAGACGAAGGUGGCCCAGCUGACUGAGGCCGUAGAGAAGGAGAGGAGGACGUCGGACCAGCUCAAGCAGCAGGCGGACCGCGGCCACGCCCAGCAGCAGUCCCUGCUGUCCCGCGAGCAGAGCCGCGUGUCGGAGCUCCAGGUGCAGCUGGAGUCGGCGCAGGCCAGGGCCCAGGAGCUGGGGAGCGCCCUGGAGCGGGAGAGGGAGCUUCGCGGCCAGCCGAAACAGCAACAGCAGCAGCCGGGGAGUCCGCAGCACGCAGUCCAGGCAGAGGAAGUGCAGGGCGAGGCGGCGGAGGAGGCGGUCGUGGAGUCUCUGCGGUCGCAGCUGGACGACAAGCACGCGCAGGUGGUGCGGCUGCUGGGCGAGGCGGAAGGCCUCAGGCUGGAGGCCAUACAGGCCAGGCUGGAGCGCGACGAGGAGGGCCGGCUCGCGCGGCUCGCCCAGGAGGCCCUGCGGGAGGCGCAGGAGCAGCUGCGGCAGCUGCGGGCGCAGGCGCAGGAGCUGCGGGCGCAGGCGGACGGGACCGAGCAGCAGGCGCUGCGGCUGCGGCGGGAGAGAGACGAACUGCAGGACCUGGUGUCCCGGCUUCAGGGCUUCGCCGAAACGCGGCAGCCCGACACUCAGGCGGACCUGUGUCGAGCAGAGGACGAGUCCGGCAGCCGCACACAAGACUGGGUAUCGCUGGAGAAGGUGCCGGAAGCGGACUCCAGCUUCAUUUCUCUACAUGAAAUAACCGCAGCGACUGCAAACCCGAAACUUAUGGACAAGAUCAUCAACCAGCUGCAGCACAUUGCUGCUAAGAUAAACGCCAUGACAAGUAAUACUACAGGAAGGGUGACCCUUGAGGAGGCGGACGGUGAGGGCCUGCGGAACAGUGUGCGGGGCGUGGUAUCCCUGCUGCAGCAGGUGCAAGCGCUGUCUCCUGCCCAACAGAGCACGGCCCCGCCCGCCGGCGGCUCCUCGAAUUCGCUGACGGAGCGGCUCCUGAGGCAGAACGCCGAGCUGACGGGCUUCGUCAGCCGCCUGACGGAGGAGAAGAACGACCUGCGCAACUCGCUGGUCAGACUGGAGAAGGAGCUGAGGCUCGGCCGCCCGUGGGGCCCGCCGCCGGCCAACGCUCGCCACGGAGGGGCCGGUCGCGCGGACGGCGUGGAGUCGCUGCUGGCGUCGGCGCGCGAGGGCUGGGAGAGCGAGCGGACGCAGCUGGAGAAGCGUCUGCGCCUGGCGGAGGCGGAGGCGACGCGCCUGAGGGGAAAGAUCCGCAGCGAUGCACUCUGGGACUUCGCCGACUCCGACGCCGAUGGUGCGGCACUCAAGAGGAUCUAUGUGAAGUACCUGCGGGCGGAGAGCUUUCGGAAGGCACUCGUUUACCAGAAGAAGUACCUGCUGCUGUUGCUGGGCAGUUUCCAGGACUGCGAGGCGGCGACGCUCUCCUUGAUCGCCCGGAUGGGCGGCCGGUCGUCCCAGAGCCUGGACGCGGCCAAUCAGCGGCCGAGAGGGUUCACCCGCUUCAGGUCCGCGGCGCGAGUCGUCAUCGCCCUCUUCAGAAUGAGGUACCUUGUGAAACGAUGGUACAAGACCACGGAGGCCGGCUCCAUCUCCUCGACUGUCCACAGAAACGGCCAGGGCCAGAUAACAGCAAACGAAGGGCGAAGAGAGUCGCCGUAUCUGCGUCCGGGGAGCGUGGACGGGUACGGAGAGCUCCGGGGAUCCAGCCGCGGGCAGACGGGCAGAGACUCCGCCAGGUUUAACACGGUUCCCACAGAAACGGGCAGCCUGGUCUGCUCUCAUCUCCAGAACUACGACCCUGACAGGGCCCUGAGCGACUACAUCUCCAGGCUUGAGGCACUGCAGAGGAGGCUGGGAAGCGUGCAGUCAGGGUCUUGUUCCUAUGCUCAGCUGCACUUUGGAAUACGAAGAUAAGACUUGCUUAUGUGUAAAGAGGCUUGAAGCCUCAGAUACUUUUUCAUUUUGCAGAGCUGCGGUGUUUGUAUGACUAUCAUGUGUAUAUUUCUGGGACCAAAAUAAUUGUGUAAUAAUUGGCUUUCUUGCCAGCAUAUGAAACGGCUUCUGUGUAAAUGAGUCUGCUUAUCGGUUGUUCAUAAUUAUAAUCACAAUCUAAAUGUAUAUUUGUGGAAUGCUAAUUUAAAGUGAUUAAUUUAUACUGUGUGUUGUGUAAGUGGAAGAAAGAAUAGAAUGUUUUUGUUUUUUGUUUUUUUUUGGUGUGAAGGCUGCUGCAGGGUAUACUACACUGUGUUUUAUUUGACUGCUACUACAGACAGACCACAGAAGACAUUUGUAGACAUAUUUUUGUAAAGGUACGAGCUUUGGAUUUUAUGGGCAUUUUUUCAAAUUUAAAAUAAAGAUUAAUAUAACAUUUCAAUG
Anguilla anguilla (European eel) is the source of this 11663-nucleotide messenger RNA. It is a transcript of the gene akap9, whose product is annotated as A kinase (PRKA) anchor protein 9. The record is from RefSeq and is a predicted model, not a curated record. Gene Ontology annotation, molecular function: molecular adaptor activity. Gene Ontology annotation, biological process: signal transduction. Lineage: Eukaryota; Metazoa; Chordata; Actinopteri; Anguilliformes; Anguillidae.